GGGAUGAUCGACAAAGCAAGACUUUCUUUAUUGCCAAUAUGAAUAUCUUCAAGUAGUUUCAUCGUGCAAUUGAAUUUGUUGCGCGCAUUUGCAUUUCUGCCGACAGGGUUUUUGCAGUUGAUCCAUCUUGAUCGAACGGAACAAUAUAUUUGUACCGGUUCAACAAACAACUCUACUACUCGUAUUUCCGGCUUUUUCACGACAUCACCGUCAACGUGUCGUGUGGAGCUAUCCGGGCGGAGGGACGCGCCACAAAAAAUGCCAAAAAAAUGCCCACAAUGUUACUUUUUUACAGACGCAACUACUACAAUCAUCGAUCAUAAUCCAGACUAAUCUCAUCCCCAUAAAUUCAGAAUCUCAUCAGAAACAUGUCCGGCCAGCUUUCGCCGAGAAAAGAAAAUCUAAAUCACAUCCAUCCAAAAAGCUAUGCGCGCCCGGGAAGUCUUAAGCUUGGGUCUGGGUCGGCCCUAGACAUUCGCAAAACCCGACCACCCCCAGCUCGGGCACGACAAUGCGCGCAGGCUAUGUCCAAGAACAUUGUGCCCCAAAAAAUAACUUCCCAAAACCUAGACAAGCCCGAAGCGAUGGGCACGCACCCGCGCCUCGCUUCGCCCCGACGACAAAAAAAGCCCGCCUGUGAAGGGGGGGGGGGCUAAAACCCCAUCAGCUGCCAGGUCGCGCAGAACCACAGAGGCACUCCGGCUACAUAGUAGGUGGCCUUGCCCACGCGUGCCGCCCUGCUCCCACAGAAGCUCGGGGCCCCUGCCCGAUGCAGGCGCCUGCGCUGUGCUUCAAUCCAUUGCUCCUUUUGAGUUCUGGAGCCAACAAUGUGGCGCCUUGGAACCCUGGAGUUCCCGGUGGGGAGUGUCAGCUCCCGAACAAUCGCCCGCGGGAACCCGGAAAGCAAAAUGCCACACAUCCGAAAGAGAAGAAUCAAAAGAAGAACAUUCGAGCGCCAUCGGUUAUCUCGAAUCAGAAUCGAUGCGGAUAUAUCAAACAUUUCCCAACACGAGCGGGGCCGGCCUGCUUCGAAGCCGGCGUUAGUGGCGGCGACUCUAGAAGUUACGCCAUGUCGGUUUGUCAUCUUGCAGUGAUCCGGUCCAAAUCCGCGCCGCCGAUCCGCUUCUUCGCUGAGUAAAUUCAAACACUAAAAAUACGUGAGGCAAAAGGCCCAAAAAUAAGCUCGCGGUCUGUCCUAUAAAGUGCCUUCAAAUUUUCUCUGUGGGAUUUUUACAAAAGGAUACAAAUGUCGGUCAAGAUGCUGCGCAUUUCGAACUGUCGAGUUCUCAUUUCUUAUCCCUGGUACUGUUGCUGCUUGAUUUUUUCUUAAAGUAAAGCUCGCUGUCUCUGGGUGCUGAUUUUUUAUGUGCAGCGCACGCACUCGCUGGCGUCCAUGUUCACAAAUUUUUCCGUUCUUUUCAUACAAACUUCUGGUCCUACAUCUGAGUGAUCAUAAUUGGUUCUGUGUUUCUAAAUUAGUCUUCGUCGUCGUUCUUCGCAGCGGCCUUGAUUGCCGCUGUGUUAUACUGGGACUCCAGGUUCCGUAGCGUGGUGGCGUCGGUAGCCUCCAGGAGGAAGCUGAACUGGUUCAGGAUGUUCAGGGUCCCCUUGAUCGCUGGGUUGGCUGUUAGAGAUGUUUUUGGAUUUUGUAGAAUUGCUUCUUCAGAUUGGAAUGCAGGCAUAUACAAAAAUAAGGCUUUGCAAUCUUUUGAAGCAAUUCGACAAAAUUCAAAAACAAAUCUGCACCGCCUGGUAUGCAAAUCAAAAUCCCACGGCAGCUCAGAUUUGCAAUGCUUUUCGUGGGUUGGCCCGCGUGUGAAUGUCGUAGUCUUCACAUAAAAGGAGGACCGCUUGUUGUCAUGCACGACAUGCGUGAGAGAUUUCAUGCAAAGGCGCAGCCAACCCAUGGAAAGCAGACUGCAAAACUGAGCCGCGGUCUAUAUGCACCAGCAUAGGCUUGGCCACAUUCUGCAUCAUCUUCCCCAGAUUCGCCAGGAGGGUCUUCGCGCUCUGCAGGUCCAUGCCCUCACAGUUCUCGCAGAGCUUCACGAGGUAUCGGUGGGAGUACGACUGGUCACCAUACUCGUGGAACCACUUGUACUUGUCUGCAUGCGCGAUUUUUUCGAACUGGGUGCACAACUUCUUGACGUUUUCAUACUCCUCCUCGUGUGGGCUGUUAGCGAUGUGCACCGACGGGUCCAGCGCAGUCUUUCCCUCUUCGACGACCUUCUCCAGCAUGUUCGCGAUUUCUUCGGUUUUUUUUUCGCAGUCCUCCUCCAGGCACUGCAAAUCGAAAUCGAUAACGGUGGAGCCGAGGUUCUGCAUGGCCUCCACAAUAGAGUACCUGGGCGUUGGGUGGACCAGACGAUCUGCAUCAAAUUUGUCAUGCAUAUGCGUAUCCAGAUUACCAAAGUCGGAAAAUGCAAAACGAAACUUCUGGCACCUAGUACAGAUGCUUGCGCGGGUGCCAUAAAGCAGGUAAGUAGUUCUGUACAUGCUCCAUCCCGCUUUUUUUUUGUUCCGCAAAUCGUCGUAGGCUUCGUUGCGCGAGGUGAGGAAGGUGCCGAUCAGCGGCACCUUUUUCUUCAGCGGGUCGAGCUUCGCCGGCUUUGGGAGUGCGGGCCGCGACUGCAAGAUACCGAGGUAGCCCGUGGCCUCCGCGCGACUGAAGAGGCCAUGCGUGUUGAAGGCCUUGGCCAGAAUGGUGUAAAAUUGCCGGUCCUCCAUCACCUUGUUCGCGCGGGCGUUCUUCAGCUCUCUGUUCAGUUGUUCCGCGGUGCCGCCGUUCGCGUACUCGGAGAUGGCCUGGAGUUUGCAGAGGUUGUUUUCGAAUCCACAGAGGCCGGACAUCGCCCUGCGGCCAGGUAGCAACGCAAAAAUUUUCUGCAUGACAAAUUUUUUACCUUUUCGAUAUCCACCGCCCCAAGGUCUUCCUUCAGCAUGUCCUCGAUUUCGCUCAGGUAUCCGGCUAGCAGCGGCAUCUCCGCGGACUUCAGCAGCUUCUUCAUCUCCUGCAGCUCCUCACUAGUGACGUGUCCGGGCUUCUUGCGUGCGGAGGAGGAAUUUUUCUGCAUGUUCGGGUCCAGAAACAGCUCGUCGUCUUCGUCCACGUCCAUCUGCGCGUCCUCCGCUUCCGCCCCCCCGACGACCUUGUUGAACUCGACGACCUUCUGCCAGCCCUGGACCAUGUUCGGGGCACAAACUUCGAACGUGUCCUCAUAGCUGUGUCAUGUUAUUUUUGCAGAUGUCGAUGUAGCGAGAGCAUGCAUACAGCCGGGGAAGGCCCCAAUGAGACCACGAGGUCUCUCUUUAUGCAUGACAAGACGACGCAUAGGCUCCUUCGUUCUGCAAAACAGAUUGGAAGCAAGGCAAGACAUAUACUCUUCGAUAAACUGCAACACAGAUCGUGGCUCGGGCUUUUUCUUCUCCUUCUUCCACCGUUCGAGCAUAUUGGCCCGCACGAACGCGCCGGCUGCUUGAUACGGCUCGGCAACUGUAGUUUGCAACUUUGAGAAUCACUGAGGCCUGCAUGACAAAAGAAUUUAGGCGAAAGGGUGGCGCACUCAGAAUAAGUAACAAAAAACCCCGGCAGAGGUUGUUGCCCGGCCACAAAAUUCACACACUCACACUAAGUCCGGACGGCCGGUAUUAUGCAUGACAAAAUUGAGAAAACAAGAUAUGUACAAUUUUCAUUGCUGGUAGGGUGGUUGAUGCCCGUCCGCAUCAUGAAGAUGAAGUUGCUGACCACGGUCAAGGGGCACUGCCGCCCCCUCAUUUCCGCCACGAGCUUCUGCGCCUCGGUGCUGUUCAGCGGGAUGUACAUUUCUUCCGGAAGAGUUCCGCAGAAGUUGAAGUUUGCCGUCCCCGCCGCUUUUUGCUUUUUCUCCGCGUCCUCCAUAAUGGCGUCCAGGUCUGCCAUGUCCGCGCUCAGCAUCAUCUGCAGGAACGACGCGGGACCCGAACUACUGGCCACGCUCGUGUUUACCGCCCCACUGAUGUUGCUCGAAGACGCCGUCGUGCUGGAGAGCAAGCUGGUUGCGCCACUGCUGUUGUUAUUGGCCGGGGCCAGGGCGCCCAGGGAGGAAGAGGAUGACGCAGCCCCCGCGGCUAGCAGGCUAGACGACGCGAUGGUGGUGCUGGUUGUGCCGCCAGUUGAGGUGGCCGGAGCCUUCGGGUGGUUUGGCAUUAUCAUCCCGGCAAACGCCUUCGGGAAACCACGGUCCUCAAUCGCGAGGCCAUGGUGGAAACACCACUCCCCGAUUUUUUCGUUUCUCGCCGUAACGCUGUCCUUCGAGGCCAGGAGCGACUUCAACGACUGCCGUACCUCUUCGCCCAAAGCGUCCGCGCGGAUGUCGAUCAGCCCGUCCAACACCCAGUCCCGCAAUAUGAAACGAAAGCCAGGGCGAGGCUUGGCUUUCAUGCGGCACAGACCUUGAUAUUCAAAACACUAUGGACACACAGACCCAGACCCGGACACCCAAUUUCGCCCCAAGACUUUCACAGACAUAGACUCGUGCUCUUUGAUGUAGAUCCCCUGCAUACUGACUUCCUUUUUUUCCGCCAUUGUUUCCACAAUGAGCGACCCCAAGUACUCGAGCGCAGACAUGUUCUUCUUCGUGUUCGGGCACAUGCCGAAAUGGCCAGCCUUGGUCUCGAGCUGGGACUGCUCGAACCGGGGCCAAUAAUCCCUGCGGGCCUUGUUCUUCAGCUUCUUCAGCGCCUCGACCUGCAGCUCUUUGGCCGACGUCUGCUUGUCCGGCGCGGCCGGCAGUGUGGCGAGCCCGGUGGACUUCUUUUUUGUCUUCGGCCCGCUCGCGGUUUCGCCCGCGAGGCGCUUCCGCUGUUUUGUUGUUCGAGUUUUUCUUUUGCCCAGGAAUGCAGGCGCGAUGGGAGUGGGAGCGGCGCACGCUUCACAGGCCAUCUCGGCCGGGAGAAAGGCACGCGCAAAGGGCGCGGAAAAACGCGGACGCCCGGUGGAGGGGCGUCAACCCGAGAGGCCGCAUGGCAGGGGCGCCCGCAGCGGCCAGGGCCUGCGCACGGCCCCUGGCGCGUCUGGGCAGUAUUUCUUCCCGCGCCGGCGCCUACCCCUGGCGGCCCAAAAACACAGGGGCCUUGCGCACGGCGUCGGCCCGGGCCACGCCGGCGCAUGUGGGCAGUAUUUCUAGCUCCGCGGGACUUUGGUCCCAGGCCACACAAAAAAACGCGCCCGAGAACAGGCGCUGCCCACUGCGGUACGCAGCGGCCCGGGCGCGUGCUGGCAGAGGGGCGCGAACCCGGCGGCCACCCGCUGCGCCACGGGGCACCUGCCCUGCCUGGCGCGCCUCUGGCCCGCGGCGCCGGCGCAAUUUCGUGGCGCUAGCCCGGAUGGGUUUUCGAGCGCACUUUUGCCAGCGCUUUUUUUUUUUGAAAAAAUGCAGCUCGAGCUGCCACUUUUGCUGCCACAAUUAGCUGCCACAAAUUUCAAAAACGGCAGCCUGGGCUCCGGAAAAAAAUGCCCAGAAAUUCUGCCACAAUUUGGGCGCCACAAUUCGGGUACGCAAAAACGCACCUGUUUCGUUAGAAAAAAUUUGUGGCAGGGUCGGGGCAGCGAUUUGUGGCAAUAUUUCUGGGCAUUUUUUUUGGGUCGGGGGACGAUGAAAAAGACGGUCUGAGGGGCGGUUUCUGGAGCACCAAAACUGCUCAUUUGUGGAACUACUAAAAAGCGCACGAAAAGACUCGCGUACCUGCUUUCCCGCUGUCGUCUCUGCAGCUACGGUCUGCGUGGACGACUGACCGAUACUCACUGCGGGAGAGGCAGCCGGGGCAUUUUUCUUCGACCGACAUAUGCAGACCAAAGCUUGCCCGCCCGGUGCACGAAAACAGACCAGCUGCUGCCAUGGCACAGAGAACGCAUGGCAGGCAGCCGAAAGCCAAAAAGGCCGGGCGGGCAAACUCAUCUUCAUAUCUACCAGCGGAGCGACCACUGGAUUCGGAUUUUUGGGGCCGGACUGCGGGCCCGAAGCCCCUGUUACCUGCUGCGGCGCUGUUGCCGGUGCUGCUGUGGCUGGUUGUACUGGUGGGCCCCCGGAGUUCUUGUUUUUCUGCUCUCCGGCUGCUGCCACACUCGUGCUUGCCUGAUUUGCUGUUGAGGAAGAAGUAGUUAGGCCACUGGCGGGUGCGGUUUGGUUGACCCCGGUUGUUGAAGAAGCAGCUGCCUGCUUUUUGGCAGCGGCCGUCGACACUGCGCUGGUGCCCUUUUUCGCAGCGCCGGCAGGCGCCGUGCUGCCGCCCUGCGCGCCCUGAUUCGUUCUGGGCGCCAUAUUCUUGUGUUGCUGCAGCUGCUGCUUGUUGAAUGAUUCGGAUUUGGUUGGGAGAAGCAAAAUCCCGCAAAACCCGAUGUCGCUCACACACACUGCCAACACAAAAUCGGGGAAAUGUCGCUACUCGAGCACUGAGGCCUAGCGCGCUACAGACCUCAACUCGCCGCUCAUACUCGCUAAUCUCUCACAACAGGUCGGACAACGAACGCAACGAGCAAAAUGGACCGAGGCGAAGUCGAUCUGCUAUGCCACGACCAGCCUAGUGCUGGGCUGCUUUGCUUUGUCCGUUGGUUUAGAACUGUGCCGCACGUGGGUCAAACUUGCCUUUCACUACUUCUUGAAGCGAUAUGCAACAGAAAAGGGCGAGGGGGAACAGGUGCACGAAACGCACUACAAGAUCUGAGGGCACAAUAUCAGUCGCAUGCAAGUCGCCGCCUUGCACUCUCUUCCGCGCUCGAUCUUUCAUCUGCAUAGCCCUGUUGUAAAAUUUGUAGCGGGAAGCAUGGGCCCAAUACAGCUUGCGUUCGUGGAGGAAAUCGACCACGAACUUUACCCCUUCGGCGACUUCCUCCGCGUAGGCUUCUCGGCAAGACAUGGUGUACAGGUCCGGCUGCUCGUUUGCCGCGAGCGGCUCCCCAGUGGCGCCUUUUUCGACGAGAAAGACCAGCAGCUGCGCAACAGAAACCGCACAACGGGCUACGAUUUUCAGAUCCUCCCCGAAGGUGUCCACGUAGAAGCUUUUGGACUGCUGCGCGGAGGAGAAGAGAGAAAGGUCCCGGAGUCUGGUCAAGAAGUUCUCGUCGGUCGUCGUUAUGAGGAUGUUGUCGACGGUAUUGCUCUUGUGCUCCGCCGUCCACUUCCCUCCCCGGUCGACCAGGCUGAAAGGAAGUAUCGAACCCCGGCCGCCCAUCUGCGUCACCAUGUCCUCCACAUCCCGCCCAAGCUUGCUCCGCAGCUGCUGGAAGUUGUCCGGCACUGGCGCCAGGACUUCUUGCGGGGCCGGUAUGCUUCGCUGCUGUGGUGGGGCCGGUGCUCCGGCAACCAACCGAGGGCCAUCGCGUUCAGAGGCAUCGCCCGCGCCCUUUCUCUCCACUUUCGUCUUGGCGUCCCGCAGGUGAAUCGCCUCCGACUUCUUGCUGCCCAACUUCGUGGCGGAAUCAACAGCAGCGAAAGUAUGAAGAAAGGACCCAUUGUCGCACACUAGUCCUGGCGGGACGAAGAAGCAGGUCGCGCCCGUCUCCAUUUCUGCGAACUCCAACGUGCGGCCCUGGGGGAGAAGAGAGUAAAACUGCGCCGCCGCGUCUGGGUCCUGGGGCGGAAUGAGGGCCAUGGGGGUGCCACCAAGCCGCAUCGGGUUUUUGCCGGCAAACGUAAUCCGGAAUAGGUCGCAGUUGGGGGCCGACUUUCCUCGCCGGUGCCCGACGAAAACACACAAAACGCCGCCAAUGACGGACCGGGGCUCCUUAAUGUGCAUGCGGCAGAGCUCGGCAACCACCCCGUCGAUCCGCUGCGGAAGCUUUGGGCCCAGCGCGAGUUUCCUCGUCGGCGCCGGCAGCUGCUUCUUCGGCAGGGCUGUCUGUAGGAAAUUUGCGGCCAGAGUCUGGAAGCGCGUGACAAGGUGGGAAAUUGGCUGCUGGAAGAAGGCCGCCACCUCGUCGUCGGUCAAAAGAUCAUCGGUGUCCAGGGUGUUCGUCAUGCUGAAGCACCGCGCCGCCGCCUCCGCUUCCUCCUGCAUUCUCGCCACAACGCGCGCCGCCGCCCGAAAUUUCUCCCGCUUCGCGUUUGCUAUUUCCUGCCUGCGCUUCGCCACAUCCUCCGCCAGCUUCAUGUCCUGCUCGUCCGUCAGGUCGUGCGCCUUUUCGCGCAGGAACUUGCUCGCCACUGCCUUGUUGGCCUCGAAUGAGUUCGCGUGCUUCUCCCCCCGGAACAUCAUCGUGUUCUUCCUGACCUGGCUCGCGGAUUUCUUUAUUUCCCUCGCAAGGUCCGCAAGAGAACCGGCCCCGGCUGCGCCCUCGCGAUCAGUUAUUUUCAGGCGCCUCCCCUGCGAGGUGUCGGAUGAGUUUCCGUUAAACUGGGCGAACAACUUCAGCAGCACAUACACUACCAGGGUCGCAUGCUGCAUCCUGUGCCGCCGGCUGAUCUUCGCGGCGUGGGUGUGCAGCCGCUCGGUGAAGAUCGUCGAAAUUGAAAUCCGCUUCAAGGACAAAAGCAGCCCGUCCAGCGUCGCGCGGUUGCGGUCAAGCAAGGUCCCGCAGUCCCGUAGCCGCAGGAUCUUCUUCGUAAAACCGAAGUCCAGGUCUUUCGGGUCCUCCAUUUCCGCCAAGCCCAAGAACUGCUCCACCGUAUCCGACACAAGCACCCCGCGCCACGGCCACUCCGAUAACUUCGGAAAACAGUCCAAGUACAAUUUCGCGGCCCCCAUUUCCAAAACCAGCCGGCUCUCAUCCGCGACACUGCUGGGGAGGUUCAGGAAUCCGCAAAACUCGAGGGUAACUCUACUGCGCUCGUCCUCCAAGGUCUGGUCGAGGAUGGUCUGCACCAGGUCCAGGCUCCCUAUUGUCGGCUGAUCCAAAAGCACCCAACCCGCCCGCGCCAAACCGGAAGCCCCAAGGGCGAUGAUCCAGCACCGCCGCACGAACGACGAAAAACUCAUCUUCUUCGACCGGAGGGCAGCCUUGAGGAAAAAUUUCUUGCUGGACGCCUCCAGAGCCAGCUCCGCCACCUCGUACAAGCCCAACAAGCCAUACAGGCAAUACCGCUGGAUCGGCUGAAUGGCGUCCCCGAAUCUCUGAAGACUGACUUCCUGCGGCUUGUAAACGUCCUGCAACAACAGUGCGGCCGCACCAUGCUGGUCCGCUGGCAAAUUCCCGAGAAGCAGCCCGCCCUUGUACCGCAAUUCGGCGGCCAGCAAUCUCGACACAAGGCCAGCCGGAAGGCUGUCCGCUACUAGGUUGAUGAUGGAGCGGUAGAUGGUCCGGUCCGCGGGGGAAAGUGGCUGGUGGUGGUAUCGCGCCUCACAAAAAUCCGCACAAUACCCGCGAACCACGGGGGAGCUGCCAUGCAGGGACGACGCGACUCCGGAAAAGGCCUGCUGUGUCGCGUUAUCCGGUAAUUGGUAAGAAACGGAGUACUUGAUGCCCAGGUGGAAGUCGUGGACCGAGCACCUGCUGAUGACGAAAAGGUCGCAGAUGAGUAUCGGGCUUGAAAUUCCUCUGAACACCCGCCCCUUCAGAACCAGGCCUAACAGAAGAUGGGAAGAGCCGCGCACACGCCGCUCGGCGCGAGCUGUUCACGCGAAAUGCAAAAAUCAUGCAAGUUGGCAAUCUGCGUACUGAGAUUGCCGCUUGGCCUGGUGCUGAAGUUCUGGGUGGCCAAAGAAGUGCCAUGCCAUACGCUCCUCCAGCUCCUCCCCAUCGCCGCAAUGCCGGUGGAGGCGCGGAACCUGCCCCGUCAGUGUUGCUGCGGAUGCGCCAUCGCCCCCGUAGAUACUAAGCGUGCAGAUGCCGUCGAUAAAAACUCCCGCGUCCCGCAGCUGCUGUCGCAAUGGCCGGACCAUCGCCGCAAGGACCUGCCCAUUCUGUUCCGCAGUGUGCCCCGCGUUCAUCUUCACGAGGGGGUGGAGGAGCCACAACCGGUUCACCUCGUCGCCGCAGACUUUCCCGAACGCCUGAAGGAGCAGCAUCGUCUCAUAGCUUAUCAUAGUUCCGGAAGUUUCGUCCAGCGUUGAUAUCGGGGUCCCGUCGAAUUCUAUGUGCGUAAAAAAAGCACACGCGUCCGCCUGCCCGCCGUGUCGCACAAAAAAAUUCGCCGCCUGCAUCUGGUGCUCCAACAAUAACAAGGCGAAACCCUGCCGAAACUGCUCGAGGAGGUCCCCGGCGUACUUGUCCGAGUGAAGGCGCGGGUCGUUCUUCUUUGGCCAAGUGCCCUCGUUGGCGUAGAUCAUCAUCUUGGUGCAGAAGGUAAAAAACCUGCCCUGCACACGCUCCGGCACCUUUGGAAGCUGAACCAACUCGCGGAAGGCUGGCGUUGGUACAUUGAUGUUGGACACAGCAACAGCGCUGCUCUGCGCCCCGUCGGAGCUUGAACUAGCCGACAUCGCGGCUCCGGCCAGGUGCAGCUAAUCAAACGGGUAAAGCUGCAUCACUCCCCGUGCACACGGAGACGCUUCUUCGACGAUCAUUUUGCGCCGGGGUAUGGAAAACGGCUGUAACUAAAAUCGAAACACAGAACCAAUUAUAUGCAAAAGAUGAACCAGGAAAAUACAUGCCUUCUCUCGUUCAAUUAGAAGUUUUUUUUUUUUCCUUUCACCUCGCCCCACCUCGCUUCCAUCGCCAUGGCUGCCACUGCUCUCAGACAUCUCAAUGGAGAAAGCAACAACAACUCAAGGGUAGGAAGUAAGUCUCUCCUACUUCUCGCUUCCUCGGACUUCCGAAUCGCAAGACGGAGACCAGGGGAACGCCAACACUGCGGGUCGCCAAUAUGUGUGGCACGUCGUCCUCACUCCUUGAUCUAAAUUCUAAAAUGUGGGCAUUUUUUUGGACAAAAAUCUGUGAACGAUAUGGCCCGGGACCAUCCAUAUGAAACGUGUACAAUUUUUUUAUACGAUUUCCCUUUACAACAAGUUGCUCCAAAAGAGCCAAAUACAAAUUCUUUAUAACGGACAAAAAAAAGGAUUAUCACCUGCUUGAAAAGAAACAAAGAAGAUGGUCAUGCUUGUGGCUGCUGGUCGCAGUGGUCGAAAUAAGACGCCGCGCAAGUUUGCGAAGCGUGCUGUUGCAGGAGGAACCAGAACUGCAGUGGCGAUUUUUGCUAGUUUGUACACGUUACAACUACCGGCGCUGGUCGAUGCAGCGGGUGCUGCAUCCUCGCCGCUGCUGCCCGGACGAGAUGAUGAUGUUGUCAAUCAGGUAACGCAGGGCUUAGGAGGUAUGAGCUUAAACGACCAGGUCCAGGCCGACUACCCGGUCAUGAAAGACAUUACGGAUGUGGCGAUAUACAUUCUGGACAACAGCGCCAGCAUGUGGUCUACCAGCAUUCGCGGGGAACCAGUGCGGGCAAAAGAGAUCGACUACGUCCAGUGGGAAACGCACGAAGAGGGAGAAGGGCGGGUCUUCCAGGAAGGACAGAUUCCUGGUUGCUUUACCCACAACCAGCAAUGGCUCGAGCUGGUUUCCAAAACCGAGCAAAUCGCGCGAUACAACGUACGUCGUCGGAUGCCCGCAUUGUACAUUAUGCUGAAUGGUAAAAAGAAAAACGUACACCAGACACGUCACGUGUCAUCUGAACGUGAACAAAACAAAGACUACGUGCUGAUCCUGCCAACCGACAACGAGACUGAAAAUACGGAGAGGCUAAAGGAAUUGCGAGCAAUGAUCGACUCGCGCAACGUAUACAAUGCAGGUGGUUAUGCAGGGAAAAAAGUUCGUCUCCAUCAUCAUAUGAAUUUUUUUUACAAGGUUAAUAUGCAUCCAUUUGCACAUCCUCUGUGGUUUGUCUCACAGAAAACAGAAACAGUAAACAGAUCGCGUACUUACUCAUAAUUUUAUAAAGCUCGUCGCCUUUAUGCCGGCGGAUUGUUCUGGUUUUUCAAAAACAAUUUACGAAAGUAGAUGACGAAGAGUGACUGUGGUGGACUUUUUUCUGUGGAUAAGGGCACGCCUCUUGUCACUAUGACCCGUGCUCUCGGCUCUUGGCUGUUUAGAAGUAUUAUCCCGGAAGCAGAUCCUCGUAACCAAAUUUUUGCCGACUCACUGUUGCAGGAUUUCGGGAAAUUAAUUCUCAAACGAGCGAAAGACGUAACGGUGGUUUUCGUGACGGAUGGGAUGCCGGGCGAUGGGAAUAUGGCGUCUUCAAGCGUUACAUUCCUCAGCGGGUACGAUUUUAUGGUGCGUUCGUGAAGACGCAAAGGCAAACCAAAAGUGACACGCAAAGGAGGAGAGCAGCAGGUGAUCUUGCCACGUUUCAUAUUGCCACGCAAGAUUGGUAUACAACAUUUCAUUAGGAGACAUGUCCUGGAUCGUUCUGUAUGUUGGGCUGUCGCGCUCGGCUAGCUGGCCGGGCUGUACUGAUCAGGUGCGGUGUGUAGCUCCCGACUGGUUGGUGCUUUUAUUGGGGCGACUUGCCGUGGUAGCGCUCGGCUUUUGUAUGUUGAGGUCGCCGAAAGUGCUUCCUCGCCCACCCCCCGGGGAGGGGAUCCUUGACCUGUGGCGCUGGGUGCGGGUGUCCACUACAUGAUGAUGAUGAUGAUGAAGACAUCUUUGUCAGUGCUGUGUAUUUAUUAAAGCAUCCGAUGUUAUAGAGAGUGCUUAUGUCGUGCGAAGAUGGGGAAGAAGGAAAAGGCUGAGCGAAUUGGAAAUGAACGGCAACAGGUAUACAUAGGUCAGCAUAUGAAGAUAUAAUUUCAUCGGAGGCGGCCAGCUCCUCAAAGUCACGCAUGCGCUAGGCUAGCGAUGGAUACUGGUAACCGCUGAGGACUGGUAACAACAUCUGAGGACGCCAUACGCCGCGUGAAUCAAUUCCAUGAUGCGAUGCAAGAUGUAGCGAGGUGGGGACAUCAAAACAGAAUCAGCUUUCUCUUUACCGCUACGCUCUGCACGGAGUGCAGGGAGGUUGUAAACGAGUACAACGCGCUGGAUGAAAGAGUAAAAGGCCUCGGUGAAGGGCGCACCUUUAAACUUGACGUCAUCGAUGAUUUCUUCGGGGAAGCUUUGGAGGUAGCCAAAAAAAAUCCAGCCUUUGUGUACAGCUUCCAGCCCAUUCAUGAAGCCCGCCAGGCUGGUUGGAAUGCCCCAAAGCAGGUCGGCGACAACUUGGACGAGAAGGCGCUUAGCCUGGUUGAAAUGGAGCUGUUGGCGCUCAUGGUCGUACGUGCCGCUUUCAAAUAUGACAACCAGCGCAGGGAGUUUUUCCCACCUGUGGACUCCGCCAACAACCGGUGGCCUAGCCCUAGCAGCAGAGAGGGCUCCUCCAGAGCUAACUACAGGUGGUUGUAUGAACUUAUUGCUCCCGCCAACGAGCAUGCGAAGAAAGUGUUCAAUGUGAUCCCGUAUCCCGAGCAACUCCAGCAUUACUAUCCGCCGCAAAAGAUACUGAUGCUGACCCUCUGCAGUGUGUGAAGUGACUUCUACUACCCGUCCCCUGAAAAUUGAACUUCAGACUGCCAUGCCUAUAGCUUGACACUGCAAGACUCAUUUCUCGUGCGAAACGCAUCGAAAAACGAAAGUGCCGACUGCAAUGCUCUGAAACGCGCUGAUCGCCUCUUCCCCGUACGAAUAGAAAUAUUCACACACCUGUUUUGUAUCUUUCUGUGUGCUUUUUAUUUGUACGACGACGAGCAUACAUGUAAAAGUUUGCGCAACAUUUUUGCGACCAAUAUUUUUUAUGUAAAAAAUCUUUUUAUGGAACGCAUAGGCAUAGGUGGCAAAAACCCGCCGUGGGCACGCAUUGAUUUUAUCCUUAUCGUCGAACAACUAUCAGGGUCACGUUACAGCAGAGGGUCAGUACAACUUCAGCCCUCUUCUAUAAAGAUUCGAUUUCGGAACCGCCAAAAGUUGGAUUUCUGGAAUCCUUGUUGUUGGGCAGCGCACCUCCGAAACCGGGAUACGGCCGGGAGCAUUGCCAAAUUAAAAUGAACUGCAUGCGGCUGCCGCACCCCAUUCUCGGAACCGAAAGUGACCGGCCUUCCGUUUCCCGGGACAAGCAGGGAAACUGUUUUCAGGACCGUGGACGCGGUCUCGAGUUCUUACGUAAGUAUUGCGAGAAAGGUCUGGUCUCGCCGAUUCACGUGGACUUGCUUCGCAUUGCUAUGGAAAACGCAAAUACCACACCGAACCCGAAGAUCAAAUUCCAAGCGCCCCCAAGUGCUCGUGACUCCUCCAGUGCAUACCGCCCCGCUCGCCGGGGUUUGUGCAAUUGCCGUAACCCUCAAAGAACACGUGGAGAUCCGCACCUUCCUUCGGGUCCGCCACUUCGUCCGUCAGGAAACAAUCCUGUUUGGCAGCCGUCACUACCUCCCUCAAAGACGCUGACGGUGACCAACCGACUGGCAGGCAACGCCAAAGGUUUACAAGAUGUCCAGCAGCCGUCUGACGCUUGCGGCGUCAGUGGUGUGAAAGAAGAAGUAGCCCCGAUUAGGAUCCUCUCCGUAGAAGAGGCGAAUAACCUGCGCGGGGGCUCUCCAGUCGAUCCAGCAGGAGAUGCCUGGGAAGAGCUCGUCAGAGCGCAGGUCGUGGGGAGGGGUUGGCGUUCGCGAGGCACUACGUCCGACGCGCCUCCGAGCCGUGAGGGGCCGAGAGAGCACCAACCCCGGGCGCCGCGAGGGAUCCUGCCGUAACAGGUCCACAAAUGCACUGAGAUCCAAUGGGCCCCUUGUACGUACGAUGUUUGUGCACACCGAUCGCUCUUGCCUGUGGCUUCGAUAAUAAUAAUAGACGCCAGCAACUCAAUCUGGGUUUCACGGAGAAGGACUAAUUAAGUACGCGCUGACGCUCUCUGCGCAAAAGGUAAAUGGCACGAGGAGCGUAUAUAAGUAGGUAUUCUUCGAUAUCGAUUGUGUAGCAAAAGCAUCAGAAUUUUCAUAAUUUGUGUCUAGUCUCGACCACUUAGGCGUCUGUUAAUGUGACAAGAUGUCUACAGUUAAGAGCAUGAAGGUGCGCUAACAUUCGAUCUUAUUGAUGAAGCCAGCAGCGGGCACCUGCUGAUGCUGAUGGUACUACUCAAACAAGAAAAACAUAAAAGAAUUGAAAUUGAUGAAAUACAAAAAUCAAUUUCAAGCUUGCAUUUCUCCGACUCUCUCGUCGUGACACGAGAUUGGGAGAAAAAAGACUCUCUAUCAUCGUCUGCCUGAAGGAAACGUGCUGGAGAUAAAUUUUUUUUUUGUGGAGAACUCUGACUAUCAAACUUGUACAAUGAAUUGCCAAAUCAGACUUUAUUUGAAUUUAUAGAUACACCUUAUCGGUAUUACCAGGUACGGGCCUUGAAUGUUGCUACGUGUUUCGUAUGUAAGUCAUCGACUUUCGUCACCGUUGCCGUACGCUUAUACAUACAUUUCCUUUACUAGUCAUACUUAGUGGCCAUCUUUUGACUCGUCGCUGUUCGCACGACACAAAACUUCUCUGCUCAUAUUUAUUGCAAGUAUCUAGAAGAUCUUCGUUUGACGCGGAGGAGUAGCUUGCUACUCACUUGCACGAAAAACUGCAACAAGAAACUAACCUGACUGGAUGUCACAGCGCAUCAUGAUAGAGAAACAGUUGUUAUCAGCCCCGCAAGAAACCCGAAGCGGUACCGAGGCCCACGACCGUCUUUCAUCAUGAUACUGGCAGGAAAAUGUAGUUGUAGGGACAGGAUCACGAAUAAAAAACUAGAAACUACAACAUCUGCGCCCUUGCGAUUUCCAGGACAACGAAGAAGAUAUGGAAAAGCAACGGAAAAUCAAACGCUGCGUCGAGGGAGCAUUUGCUUUUCCGACAUAGCACUACAUGUCUCCGACAUAACAUCCAAAACUAACAGGUGAUGAGGCGCCUCUGAUUUUCGCUCGAAUUCACCGUCAGUUAUGCUUUUCCUCUAGUAU
Molecule: messenger RNA, 15867 nt
Organism: Amoebophrya sp. A120
Lineage: Eukaryota; Dinophyceae; Syndiniales; Amoebophryaceae
Source: the annotation of a GenBank genome assembly